GAAUGCAAAAGGUUAAGGUAGAACCGAGGGCGCACAAGUACAAAGAGCUGCCCUCCUCCCCCAGGUUUGGAGUCGGGAGUUGGAGUUACGAGAUGACGCCACUCUAUCAAAGUCUCUGACCUCACACCUUGACAAUCUAUCAUUUUGAUGAUCCUUGAUUCUUGACGUCUCACAAACUAAAUAACAAGAAUAAAGAAGUCCUUUACAUACAAAUCCAUUUGAGAAACGACCACAUACAGAUCUUGUCUGAGACAUCCGAUGAUCUAGUCGGGUCAGCACAUAUCAAUAUCAUUUGAUUGAGUACCUUACUUACACACUCUAACGACAUACCUGCUAUUGUGAUGGCAACAAACGACAAUAACGACAACAAUACCGGCUUCUCAUUUGGUGCACAACCCUUUGCCUGGGUUCUCAUUCCACUCUUCGUCAUCUUAGUUCUCGGUCUAACCGCCACCAUCAUCCAAGUGAGACGACGUCGCCGCCGCCGUGGGAACCAAUGGCCCGGCCAGAAUACUGGAGCUCCAGUAUAUACCGGCCUUCGCGGUGGAAGAAGAACGGGAAAUCGCCGAUCGCCAUGGAAUGGUACCAGGUCUGAAGAAGGACUCAAUGAAUUGGGACAGGCACCGCCGCCAUACGAUGGUAAAAAGGAGACGCAGGAUCCUCUGGAACUGCGGGAUCUCGAAGCUGGGAACAGGCCGCCCGAGUAUCCCGCUGAGCCUGCGCCGGCUGUAGUGACGGAUGGUCGAAGAAGUUGAUUGUUGAAUUUUGGCUAUUGGAUGAUGGUUUUUUUUUAUGUAUUCGUUCCUGGACCGUUUCAUACCUACCUUUUUGCCUGGAGUUAGAGAAGGAUGAGCCGGGAGGGUGCUGUAUUUGAGGAAAUGAAUGAUUCAGAGUGAGGUUACGUGUCGAUUGAUAUUGACAUAGCAAUGAACAAUUCUUUGUUUUCGUCUCAUGAGACAAAGUCGAGUUGAGUUUGCCGAUAUCCGUUCCGAUCAAGCAUGACCGAUUAGCGAGACCAUUUUAAGCAUCAAUUGUAGUACAGAAGAA
This is a messenger RNA of Fusarium oxysporum Fo47, 1047 nucleotides long. RefSeq lists its product as uncharacterized. The transcript has a single exon. NCBI's taxonomy places the organism in Eukaryota, Fungi, Ascomycota, Sordariomycetes, Hypocreales, Nectriaceae. The record is from RefSeq and is a predicted model, not a curated record. The coding region runs from base 342 to 755 and encodes 137 amino acids.